Messenger RNA from Amoebophrya sp. A120, 4513 nucleotides. The record is from the annotation of a GenBank genome assembly. Lineage: Eukaryota; Dinophyceae; Syndiniales; Amoebophryaceae.
GCCGAGUUUAUUCCCUGAUAACCCAUAAUACCUCAUUUCACCUUAUCGCUCCCCCGCUGAUACACCGUUUGGUUUGGCUCUAUUGCCUCUUCCUGUCUAGACAUCGUCUCAAACUUCUCGUUCUCGCUGGCCCAAAACCAACUCGUGUAGACGUUGGUACCAUGUUGAUGAUUGAUAGCCGGACGCAGUAGGAGGAACCUGAAAAUGCGAACGAAGAUGGAUGAAAAGAACUGGGAUCUUCAUAGGAACUGCACCUACCCCCCCACUGCGGUCCACCUCGAUGAUUGAAUGAUUGACUCCCCUCUACUCUAGCUUCGGUUCGUUUUUCUCCGUUUUCGUAGAAGAUCGCGUUCUCACACCGCCCAACUCGAGGGGAAGAGCCGGUCUCAAAGUAAAAGGACAGCAGGCAGCACGAACCUUAUCCGGGCUGUCACGGGCGGGACGAUCGAACAUGUGGUCUGUUGUGCUCCGCAAGGCGGUGUAUCACUUUGGCGUGCUUCAGGCGUUCUCUGGUCUAGCUUUUCCGCCUUUCUGCGACUUCGAGGACGACAUUCAUGUGGCUCAAAAGAUAGAAGAUCAAGAUCAUUUGCUCCUCGGUGCAGCAAGGACCGCCGGGGAAGUAGCGUUGGGCGAAGAUUCUUGUGUGGAGGGUUUUGCGUAUCAAAAUCGUGUUCUGAGGAGACAGAACGCAAGAUCCACUUCUACACGGUCUAGUCGCUGUGGUGGACAUGAAAAAGGGAAUGAAGCUGGAGGCGUUGCCCUUAGGCAACCAAAGAAAACAACAUCAGCCAUGACGAGGACUCUGUCAAGAAGAACAUUUUUAAUGGCAUACGCCGUGGUUCUCGACCGCAGUACGCCGUGGGUCUCGACCGCAGAAGAGACCCGACCGACUCCCCGCAGAAAAAAAUCGCUUCUGCAGAGGGGCAAGAGCAGCGCAUUUAUUUUAACGCCUCCAUCAUUGACCUCGACUGUGAGUAAUCCUCAUAAAAAUAGGAUUGCGGCAGAAAGAGGACAUAGACGGGCGCUCCGCCGCACAGAAGGACGAGGGUUUACGCAAAAAGUGGAAGUAGAUAAGAUCCUCCAGCAUCAAGAAGCUUUUCCCGCACCACUGCUGGCACAACAUCUUCAUCACCAGGACCACCACGCUGGCAGCCUGAACAAAGCAGGCGAAGAACAAGCUGCAAAAAAGGACGUCAAAACGGAGCAAGUCGAAGUCCCCUUUCACCCAGACUUUUUCGACGCCCGAAUCAGCGAGCGCAGCACGGCGGCGUCCGCGGAGGGGAAUGAUAUUUUUAGCGGUUCAACAUCUACUUCCACCGGUCCUCGCGCGCCGCUGGACUACGGAACCCACUGGGUGGGGCCCGAAUGGUCUGAGUCCCGCUACGGGACGGAUCCCAUGCAGGGAACUUUUCUCACAGGAACGGAAAAAGUGGAAAACUCGACCAACACCUGCACUGAAGUAGCCAACUUUGACCCGUUCGCCGGCGGAUACUGGUGGGAGAUAAGGUGGAAAACCAGUUCUGACGUCUCAGCGGAGGCGGGGGGAGACGGAGAACAAGUACAACAAGCUGCUGGAGGCAGCGCCUCUGAUGUGUUAACAUCAAGUGUAUUAAAAACGAACAGCGCCCGAUACGUUUACACUAUACGGUUUUUCAACCGGCGUGGGAAAGAGCACGAGCUGAAUCACGCGUACUUGUACGUCGACGACGAGCACCUGCCGCACCAAGGGAUUCCCAUUGGCGCGAUCUCGUCCGCGCCCGCGAAUGUGAGUGUCGGCCUGUUUACCACCGGUGGGACGGUUGUGCAAGUCGGCAAAGUAGUGCGGGAAAAGCUGCGCAUUUGGAAGUCGAACGCCUUCAGCUUAUGUGGGAUUUUCGUGUACGGACUGAUGCAGCGCUACCCCAGCUCCGCACUCCGCGCGACCCAAGAGUCAAACGGCGACCACGUUUUUCCGCGGGAUAACGGGGCGGCUAUCUGUCCGAUUGACCCGCAUUGGUACGAGUUCGGCCGGUGGCCGGUGGCACUCUCGCACACCGCGGCGGGUGGGGGCAACCGGGGCAGGUACUGGCAACUGGAAUUCGCGGAUAGGGAGCCGCACUACGUGGAUCUUAUCGGAAGGAAAAAGCUUCUGCAGUUUCACGACUGUGAUAAAAACAUUUUUCAUAAAAUUGCAGAGCAGGAUACUAGUGCAAAAGAAUAGAGACAGAACAGCUUUGUCUUGCUCUUGCAAUGUCUAUGUUUCUACCUUUAAAUAACCGUCGUGUUUGAAGUACUUUCGAUCCUUUGGCAGGUCAUUCGCGCGCUCAUAUGUUUGUAUUCCACGACCGCACGUCGAAGGCAGGCCUGUCUCUGUCGUGCGAAAGAAGCAAGUAUGUAGUUCCUCUCCUUUUAAAAGCAAUAUCAUAAAGCUGCGGUAUAGAGGAAACCCUACUUUUUCCUUUCGAUAGCCUAGAUCCGACUGUUGAACCGGCGCGACUGUUGUCCGGAUCGGCUGGAUAGACUCUACGUGUACUUCGACGAGGAGGCGGACAAGAUCCCCGCAGUACACGAAGCCUUCGCCCUAAACGACGGCACCCACACGGUCGGGGGCGGCCGCGAGAUCGCGGCCGCGCCCUGGGGCAGUAUGGUGAGGAUCGAGCGGUCGUUUCGCAAGAUGAAACUGCAGAACACGGGCGGUACGUUAGAGUUCGUCGUGUCGCUUUCCGGGAUUGAUGUGUAUGCCGAUACGACAGUGGACCCAACAGGAAGGAUUUUGGAGGUAGUUUCAGAAAAUCCGUGGACGAGGAGUACAACUAGCAGUAGUUCUACGAGCAGUUCUACGACCACCUCCUCCUCUUUGAGCAACAUCUCCCCGGCGGCAGUUUCUGGCACCUCCGAGGAGAUCACUUCAGUUUCAGCGCAGCCAGUCGAUGUUGUUGUUGAGAAGGAGAUGGUAAAUGAUCCUCUCCCUCAGCCUGAGGGAGAGCCUGUAGUUCUUGGCGGUCAAGAAGAGGAAGAACAUGUUGAAAAACAAGUCUCAUCCUCGACCAGCACCACAACCAUAACUAUUCCGACCCCGCCACCAGCGACGCCGUCGCCGGAGUCCACUGCCGAGACGCCGACGCCGCCUGGGCCCUCCUCGGGCGAGUCAGAGGAUCAGGACGGGGUGAAGAAAGUGGCGGAGCCCACGACCGAGAAGGCCGCGCCUGGGCCCUCCUCGCGCGAGUCAGAGGAUCAGGACGUGGUGAAGCGCCAGACAGAUCAUAACGUGUAUCAAGGAGCUCCUGUUCAUCUUGAAGCCCAUGAUGCAAAGGAAAGUGACACAGAGGAACAUGAUUCCGAAGUAGAGGGGACUCCAUUGAGCAAUUCGGCGGACAUCACACCCUUGCUGGGAGAUGGUGCGGAAAGUAGAACUGACCAGGUUGCGUCGCAGGUGCAGAACAAGAUGCAGAGCAACUAUUUGCUUCCCCCGGACCUGAUGCAGACGCUAGCGCUCUUGGGGAGAGAUGCAAAAAAAGAGAGCAACAGCACGGAAGAAACGGGAGGAGGUGCGGGAGGAGACAGCACAGAGAACAACACCGAGGCAGCGUGCCUGCGUAUUGCACUCAUCGCAGUCAUAGCUAUCGAUCGAGAAACGAAACUACAAACCUGCAGUAGGUGAUGUUCAUGCGCCACUUUCAUUCAUUUGGAUUUGUCGCGCAAAUUGAGCACGGUAGUUUGUGGAGCGACUGCUUUUGUUUAAGGAAGUGAGCAAAGAGCAUUCUGGCUGCAUAGAAGAAAAAAAAGCUUUUGUGCAAGUGGAGGUCCUGCUCUGUUGUGCAUGAUGCAGAGCUUACGUCUUUCUCUUUUUGUCAUCUGAUUUCGGUCGCACCAGCUGCUUCUCCUGCUCAUGCGUAUGCAAAUGUAUGAAGGGGAAAGAUGACCCAUGGGGCUGUAGUAAGUAGUUUAUGUUUGGUUUGAUAAUGGGUGGUGUGCUGGUGGUGUGCACAGUGUUCGUGAUUGCGUUCCACAUCGGAGAAGAGCACGAUCGGGAAGAUCAUGCAGGGGGAGCACCGAUACUAGCGGCAGGGGCUGCUUCGCGGACCAGCGCAUUUCUAAAUACUUUUGUGGCAGACGGGGCAGCUGCCUCCUCGUCGGGCUUUGAUCCGGAUUCGGGUCAACUGGAGGAGGAUGAAGAACGAUUCACUUUCGGGAAAUUGUAGCUGGUUUUAGGGCAAAAAAAUCUUUUUGCAGUUUUAUUCCGCUGAGCUGACAAGAAUGAACGUGAACGUGAUUUACGACCGCUGUCUUGGGAUGUUCUCGCAAGGUCUAAAGCGGUCGGGUGGCUACGUAUUUUUCUUACCAAAAAAACAAAAAGUAUUUGCUGUUGAUUUAGGCCUUUCGUUUUUAGGAAAAAAUCAUCACAGAAGGGGGCGAUGAGACACACUGUGAAUCUUGUUGGAGCCCGAAGUCGCAAAUCACAAAAAACGCUAAUGUUUUUUUAGAUAUCAUGGGUAUAAUCAGAGAUGUGCUCAUGUUCUUCCUUGUAGCAGCG